Molecule: messenger RNA, 4879 nt
Organism: Scophthalmus maximus (turbot)
Lineage: Eukaryota; Metazoa; Chordata; Actinopteri; Pleuronectiformes; Scophthalmidae
Gene: b3galt1b
Product: UDP-Gal:betaGlcNAc beta 1,3-galactosyltransferase, polypeptide 1b
Exons: 2
Coding region: 2500-3486 (328 amino acids)
Cellular component (GO): membrane
Molecular function (GO): N-acetyl-beta-D-glucosaminide beta-(1,3)-galactosyltransferase activity
Source: RefSeq, a predicted model, not a curated record
CACGCAGAUACAUGUCUUAGUCAAAUAUAUACAAAGACGCAGCGCACGAUGAAUGGUAAUGUAACAUUUUACAGAUGAAACUGUCCCGGAGGCACAUUUAAGGAAGUGUUUGGUUGAAGGUCAUGUGGUUAAGUAACUCAAAAAGGGAACAUGACAUUUAAGGAUAUGACAGGAAACUAUAUUGUAAGUGGUGUGAAAAGCAGGUUGUAAUAGUAAGUAAUAGAGAGAUAGAUGUGGACAAAGUGUGGAAAGUGGAAGUAGACAUGAAGCAGUGUGCCUUGAACUGACGGGCUUUUCCUGUGUGUAAUUUUCAUGUGCUGACGUUUAUAUAUUCAUUUCCAUUCAGUAUUUGACACAAAAAUAAUUGGAUAAAAUUUGACAAAAGCAUUUAAGUUUCAUUUGAUUCAAAAAUAGUCAUUUGCCUUGUAAAAACUAAAUUUAGCAACAUGGCGUUCCCACAUCAUGGUUAAAAAUCAUGUCAAAACUAAUAUCUGGAAUAAAGUGACAACUGAAUGUUUAAAGCCUACAGAUCCACUGCUCUUGAAGCAUAGUGGUUCAUUUAAAAAACACAUAUAAACAUUUUCAAAUGUAAUUUUGCCCAGUUUCCUUUUCACCCCUUUGGUUUCAUUCUAACAUUAAUUGGUUCAUUGUAUAAUCCAGUCCAUUUUUUUUGCUACUGCAUGGUGGUGCUGUUCUGCUGUUGUAUUAUUUUGCCAGGGCUUGUUUCUUUCACCAUAUCAACAUUAUUGCAUUUGUCUUUUUAGCACCUGGUGUGCAGACAACUAAAAGCAUAUUGGAAUUAUUUUAUUUAUAAUAUUGAAAGUAUAUAAUAUAAGUGAAUUGGUGAUGACCAUGUUUGUUUUGGACAUUUGUAUCCUAUUUUGAACAAAAACUAUUUUGCAAUGAAGACUUUUAUUUUUUAGAUUAGACCGUUAUACCUUGCUGUAUACAAGAAAAUUCCUGAUUUUGUCAUGCUGUCAGGCAGGUUCACUUUCUUUACUGCGGCUCUAAGAGCAUUAAAAUGUUGAACGUUUUUGUUCCAUUCAUCUCUUUGAAAGUCUAUGCCCUACUUUAAGUAUUAGUCUACUGUAUGUGAAUCUGUCCCUGAAUCUCCAGCGUUCAUCCUUAUCGGACCUGUCACCGAGCUCGUCAGGUGUGCGUCUGAUUGAAGCCGCCUACAGUAGACCAGGUCAGGUCAGCAGAUCCCUUUCACGCUGUUAGUGUAAUCUCAUUUAGAAGCUAUCCCCAUCCCUGAGGGAGGGUUCUGGAGCUCAGACUGCAGGUGCACUAUACAGCAGGCAACCGACUAUGUAUAAGAAAAACUUGAAAUCAAGCAUAAAAUUAAAGGAAGAUGAGGGACAGCAGCUGCAGUGGAAAGCAACUCUUACAUGAAAUUUACGGCCAGUCUAAAAUAAGUGCUUGACCAAAUGUGGUUACUCAUCCUCUUACUAGUCCUCACCGUUGAAGUCCUCAGGCUUUGCAUAGUCUUUGUCAAGUUUGACCACCUUGACUACUGCAAAACAAUCAAAUAUUUCAUUUUAACAUUGGAGUUUUCAUAUUUCAACAUGUAAAAAAGUAUACUAAUGUUUAAAAGGAGGCUUUGCAUAACGUAAUAUUUUAAUACGAGACAUUAAUAGGCAAUUCUAUCAUAUAUUUACCUUAGAUACAGUUUUUUAAUACUGUACUGCACAAUAUCCAUCUUAUCUUUUAUACUUUUUUUCCCAAUAUUUUACUUUUAAUUGUGUUUAUUCUUUAUUGCACAUUUACCUUUUAGCACAGUCUUAAACCACGAGCCUCUUAUUGAACAUAUUUAGUUUUAGAGGAGGUAUGUGCCUUCAGGCCCUGCAUCCGUUUAGAUACGUUGUGACCUCAAGUGAACAACUACAAUGCCCCAGUGCACUCGUGUGAUCCGUCCUGCCGCGUGUCACCUGUGGAUGUCUGGACAGAACAGGGAUCAAUGUCUGUGCUUUUGGUGUGAAAACAGUUUGCAGGAGUUGGCCGGGAUGCGUCUCACGGCGACAGUCUACCAUGCUGCUCCGUGUGGGCACUUUGUCUCUCUAAGCGGAUUGGUGCGGGGAUCCAUCGCACUACGCUCCGAUUGGCCGUCGCCAUCUCGUCGGGCGGCGCGUCAGCGCGGCUACACCCGCAUCAUCACGCUUCCUCCACCCCCCUCUGUCGGACAACGGUGCUGUAGGAUGUCGGAGCGCAGGCAGCGGCGCAACAUCAGGACCACAGGUCUGAGUGGGAUGGGGACGCGGACGGAGAUGUAAAUGGAGAACCAGCAGUGUCACCAAGAGAAACUGGACAUCCAUACAAUUGUACAGCCGUCCGCAUUAAAACACAAACAGCAUCACUUCUCUCUAAAGUAAUCCAUUACUCAAAAUUAAUGUCAAACUGCCCGCUGGAGCAGCUUAAUGCUGCCUUGCUGGGUGAAACAUUGCUAAUGGAAAGAAAGCCUUGUAAGAUCCAGCUCAUCAAAAUUCACCUAAAUGCAGCAUAAUGCCUUCAAAGGUGUCAUGUUUAUACCUGCUGACGGUGGUCUGCUGGGCGAGCGCUCUGUGGUACUUGAGCAUAUCCCGUCCGUCGUCCACCUAUGUCGGCCACAUGUCACUGUCCAUACGGAAGGCGGCGAAGCCGCCCAAAAACAUCACCUUCACCAACAUCCGCACCCGCCCCCUCAACCCGCACGCCUUUGAGUUUGUGAUCAACGAGCCCAAGAAGUGCGAAGAUGUCACUCCCUUCCUGGUCAUCCUCAUCAGCACCACGCACAAGGAGUUUGAUGCGCGGCAAGCCAUCCGGGAAACCUGGGGGGACGAGAGCAUCCUCGCCGACAUCCGCAUCCUCACCAUCUUCCUGCUCGGGAGGAACACGGACUCCGUCCUCAACCAGAUGGUGGAGCAGGAGAGCCAGAUCUUUCAUGACAUCGUGGUGGAGGACUUCAUUGACUCCUACCACAACCUCACCCUCAAGACCAUGAUGGGCAUGCGCUGGGUGGCCACCUUCUGCCCGAAAGCGCAGUACAUCAUGAAGACUGACAGUGACAUCUUUGUCAACAUGGACAAUCUGAUCUACAAGCUGCUGAAGCCCACCACCAAGCCAAGAAGAAGAUAUUUCACCGGCUAUGUGAUAAAUGGUGGUCCCAUUAGGGACAUGCGCAGUAAGUGGUACAUGUCCAGAGACUUGUAUCCUGACAAUAAAUACCCACCUUUCUGCUCGGGCACCGGCUACGUGUUCUCAGCGGAUGUGGCUGAGCUCAUCUACAAGACGUCCCUACACACAAGACUGUUGCACCUGGAGGAUGUGUACGUGGGACUGUGUUUGCGUAAGCUGGGUAUACACCCUUAUCAGAACAGUGGUUUUAAUCACUGGAAAAUGGCCUACAGUCUGUGCAGGUACAGACGGGUUAUCACCGUCCACCAGAUCUCCCCGGAGGAGAUGCACCGCAUUUGGAAUGACAUGUCCAGCAAGAAGCACCUGAGAUGUUAGCGGACAUAAGGAACACUGAACUACAACUUUUUUCUCGGUUUUUUUUUUUUUCAAACUUCAUCAGUUAAACGCUGAUUCAUGUAAACCAUCGAGGGCUGCUGCAAGUCUUUAUUUCAUGAUAGAUCUCUGUCCAAUCUCUGCUGAUUACACCUCAUGAUUGUUAAUGAAUGCAUGGGGCUUGUAAAGUGCGUAUUCUCAUGUGUAGCUAAAAUGUGCCGUUGCUAUUGAGAGUAUUUUUUUUUUUCCGUUCAUGUGUUGGAGGUGCAAUUCAACCACACUCUUUCUUUACAAGCAAGCAAGUCAAUCAGCGUUAUGCAUCAAAUCGUGUGGCCUAAUGGGUAGGGACAGUGUUUCAGCCAGACGACCUUGGUUCAAGCUCUCACACUGACAUCCUUUUUCCCUGCUAAAGUGUCCUUGAGCAAGACACUGACUCUCUCUACCAGCUCCACGACCGCUGACUCAGCAGCCCAAUAUUCCUGCAGGGUGCAAGCCGAAAGAGAAUUUGUGUGCAGGAAACAGUACAGUGUCAAACCGGUAUAGAUAUUACGCAUUUUGUCAUAAGUAUUAUUUACAAAGUAAAGAGUUACUCAAUGCAAAUGUUAAUCCUUUUACAACGACACCAAAAUAACAACUAUCCGUUGAGAUGAAACUACAUGUACACUCAUGCUGCCCUCCCACUUUUUGCACUUUUCUCAUGAAUAAAGUAAAAUACAAAGCUGAAAAUGAUCUGCAAUAUAUAGUUUUAUCAAUCUCCAAACAGACCAAGCCGACAGAUAAUUGGUUACUUUUCAGUCGAUAAGUUUCGCAUAGUAUUGUUAUGAAUGAAACCACGCUGCUGAAUUCACCGGAUGCUCUUUUCUUUUUGUAAACGAAUUUGCCAGAUGUUAUUGUUUACAUACUGUCAUAACUUCACUGCCUCUUCUGUCCCGGAAACUCAGAUGUAUGUUUUGGGGUGUACUAUUUUUAGAUGCCUUUUUGUCGUUUCCCCCACUUUGAAAUUCCCACUCUUGAGGUAACCGUGUCUCUCAGCUGCCAGCUCCUCAUUAGUCCGGCUGCUGCUCUCUGUUAUGUGCUCCGCACGUCUGCAGCUAUUCCCGCUCAUCGACUCCUCCACACAUCAAGACAAGCGCGGUGUCGUGUCGCACAAGUAGGACUUAAACUGUAGCUGAGACUGGAUGUAUUAUCAUAUGUGUCCGCUGCUGCUGACAUCAUGGCAACAUUUUGUUUCUCAGAGAAUGAGGCUUUCAUGGCCAAAAACUUUCCUCUUUUUUUUUUCAUAAAUUUUGUAGUAUUAUUAAGCUAAUGUGACAUUUACUGUGAAAGCAUCUAUCCCGCAAGGGGUUGUUGUGAUAUAUUGUAUGUUUUUUACAUUAAAAAACAAAUACUUGAAUAA